Messenger RNA from Chaetomium fimeti, 3161 nucleotides. RefSeq names its product Cullin. Gene Ontology annotation, biological process: ubiquitin-dependent protein catabolic process; protein ubiquitination. Lineage: Eukaryota; Fungi; Ascomycota; Sordariomycetes; Sordariales; Chaetomiaceae. Gene Ontology annotation, cellular component: Cul3-RING ubiquitin ligase complex. The record is from RefSeq and is a predicted model, not a curated record. Gene Ontology annotation, molecular function: ubiquitin protein ligase binding. The transcript is spliced from 3 exons. Bases 153 to 2672 code for a protein of 839 amino acids.
GCUCCGCAUUAUUCCUCCCUGACGAUUCUUGGCCUGGCAACUCCCAUUGCGGCCCGCCAGCACCCAAAGCCUAGAUCUCCCAACGCAACCAACUCAACCCCACGGCUCCCUCCCGUCUCUUUCAAGCCUAUCAACGAACAGACAUCGCCACGAUGGCUUCCAGACCAAACAAGAUCCGGCCGAUCCGAAGGCCGAUUAUGAGCAAGGAUAGCAACGAGUUUACGCCAUGUUGGGAGAUUCUCAAAAAUGCCCUGACGGACAUCCACAAUAAGAACGCUAGCCAGCUCUCCUUCGAGCACUUAUAUCGAGCAUCGUAUAAGAUCGUCAUGAAGAAGAAAGGCGAGCUUCUCUACAAUCACGUCAAAGCAUUCGAAGAACAAUGGUUCCGGCACCACGUCCUACCACCCAUCGCCGAGCUCGUGUCGGCGAACCUAAUCAGCAUUGCCUUGCUACAGGUACCGGGCUCGAGCGCCCACGAACGACGGGAGACGGGCGAACGUUUUUUGAGGGGCAUCCGCAGCACAUGGGAAGAUCACAACACAUCCAUGAACAUGGUCGCAGAUAUCCUUAUGUACCUUGAGCGGACCUAUGUCUCCGAGUCCAGGCAGCCCUCAAUAUUCGCGGCGACGAUAGGGCUGUUCAGGGACCACAUUCUACGGAACGACCUGGGCGGAUCCUCGGAGCAGUUGGACCAGCGUUUUCUGAUCUUUGACAUUCUCAACGCCGUUGUGUUGGAUUUGAUCAAUAUGGAAAGAGACGGUGACAUCAUCGAUCGGAAUCUACUUCGGCAGAUCACCUCCAUGCUGGAGGCUUUGUACGAAACGGAUGACGAGCUAGAGAAUACAAAGCUCUAUUUGACCGUUUUCGAGCCCCGGUUUCUCAGCGCAAGCCAGGGGUUCUACAAGGCCGAGUGCGAGAAGCUCCUCCGCGAGGGUAACGCCAGCGCAUGGCUCCGCCACACCCAACGUCGGCUUCGCGAAGAGCAAGAUCGUUGCGACACAUCGCUUUCCAUCCUCACGACUGAUAAGAUCGCCUCGGUCGUUGAACAAGAGCUGAUUGUGGCCAAACUGAACGAUUUUCUUGCCAUGGAGGGAAGCGGCAUGAAAAACAUGAUUGAUCACGACCACCACGAGGACCUCUCCAUACUCUACCAGCUCAUCUGCAGGGUCGACAAGACUAAGAAUGCAUUGAAGACCAUCCUCCAGAGCCGAGUUAUGGAUCUUGGCCUGGAAAUCGAACAAACGCUUAAAAACACAGACUUCUCUGCCCCCGCGCCCGGUGCGGACGCAGAGGAUGCAGCCGAGGGCGAGGAGAAGGCCAAAGUACAACCCUUAAGUGCUGCGGCCCAACAAACGGCAGCGGCAAUCAAGUGGGUUGACGAUGUCCUGCAGCUCAAAGACAAGUUCGACAACCUCUCGAAAAUCUGCUUCAACGAGGAUCUUGUCCUCCAGUCCGCUGUCACGAAGAGCUUUUCCGAGUUUAUCAACAUGUUCAGCAGGAGUUCGGAAUUCGUAUCACUCUUCAUCGACGACAGUCUCAAGCGGGGUCUCAAGGGCAAGUCGGACGAGGACGUAGAGGUUGUCCUGCAAAAAGCGAUCAUCCUUCUCCGGUAUUUAGCGGAUCGCGACCUGUUCGAGCGCUAUCACCAGAAGCACCUUGCUCGAAGGUUGCUCCACAGCAAAUCCGAGAUACAUAUCGAGAAGGAACUCGUCCGCAGGAUGAGGGCCGAGUUGGGUAAUCAUUUCACUCUCAAGUUUGAAGGCAUGUUCAAGGACAUGGAGCUAUCAAAGGACUUGUUGGAAAGCUACCGCGACCACGUCCGCAACCUUGGCGACCCUGAUACCAAAAAGAUCGACCUCGGAAUCCAUGUCCUCACAACCAACAACUGGCCGCCCGAGGUCAUGGGCCGCAGCGCCUCACAAGAAGAAGGCGACAGGGGGGACUGCAUCUUCCCGCCGGCCAUCCAGCGUCUCCAAGCGAGCUUUUCCAAAUACUAUCUUGACGACCGUAACGGCCGUGUUCUCACCUUCGUCGCAUCGGCCGGCACCGCAGACGUAAAAUGCGCGUUCCCCAAGAUCCCCGGCAAAACUAGCGGCCCGCUUAGCAAGGACCGCCGGUACGAGCUCAACGUCUCGACCUACGGCAUGAUCGUCCUUGAUCUCUUCAACAACGGCGAGCUCGAGGACGACGAGCGCCUGUCCUUUGAAGACAUCCAGACCAAAACCAAUAUUCCCACGCAAGACCUCAUACGCACGCUAGGCUCGCUCUCCAUCCCGCCCAGGUCAAGGGUGCUUGUCAAGGAGCCCAUGUCCAAGAGCGUCAAGCCGACCGACAAGUUUGGCUUCAACGCUCAGUUCGUCAGCAAGACGAUCAAGAUAAAGGCGCCUGUCAUCAGCGGCACAUCCAAGGUAGAGGAUGUCGAGCAGCGGAAAGAGACGGAGCGGAAGAACGACCAGACCAGAGCGCACGUCGUGGAUGCCGCGAUUGUGCGCAUCAUGAAGCAACGCAAGGAGCUUUCGCACACGCAGCUCACUACCGAGGUCAUUAGCCAACUGGCUGGGCGGUUCAAGCCCGAGAUCUCCAUGAUCAAGAAGCGGAUUGAAGAUCUACUGACUAGGGAGUACCUUGAACGAAUCGACGGCGAUAUUGCCGCGUACCGGUAUCUGGCGUGAGGCGGGUAUAAAUAAUUGGUUUGGUUUCGAUCUGGGUGACAAGGCUCAACGGGUCCCAGUCCCUCGUCCUGUCGAUCUUACGGUAGCAUAUGGUUGUCAAACCUCUGGUGUCUACAGAGUCGUUUUGGGAUGCUAUUAUGGUAGACAAUACGUGCAUGGAAGGAUAUAUGGCGCGGGUCUUUGAGCUGGGGUGUUGGAGUUAAGGAGUGCAUUGGCGGGGGUCACAGUAGCUGGUGUUCAGGAGGUUUCUUCAAGAGCUCCAGACCCAUGAUAGCAAGGGCUGAAGAUGACACUACUAGCAUAGUGCUACAUCUAAAACAUCCGUAAAGCUUGUAUCGUCCGAUUUGUGCUUUGUUUAGGAUCGAUUGCGAACAAGCUAUUUGACGGAAUCUUGUGUUGCGAGGACAAAGUGGCGAGGGGGAGAGAAGGGGAUUGUUCGGGUUGAAUGACGAGAACUAACUCCGUGUAGCUAUUUAAGCGUGCUUUGUG